AUGUACGUCGAUCCUUCUACUUCUAGGAUGAUGAAGAAAAGGAACAGAGCGAGCGUCGAUACGGCGGUGGUUGAUAUAUGUCGCCGUGAAGUCGGCCAUCUUUCCACCAGAAAAUUCGCCCAUCGUCUCGCUGCUUCCGAGGAUCUAGUCCUGAGACUUGAUCUUGUAAGAAAGCUGGAAAAACACAGAGGAUGUGUGAACACUGUGAGCUUCAAUGGAGAUGGAGACAUUCUGGUAUCUGGUUCAGAUGACAAAAGAGUUAUACUCUGGGACUGGGAAACCGGAAGUAUUAAACUUUCUUUCAAUUCUGGCCAUAAUAACAAUAUCUUCCAAGCAAAGAUCAUGCCAGGAACCGAUGAACGAACCAUUGUCACUUGUGCUGCUGAUGGCCAGGUGAGGCAUGCAACCAUCUUAGAAUGUGGAAAAGUGGGGACAAAAUUGCUUGCAAGACAUCAAGGAAGAGCUCAUAAACUAGCCAUUGAGCCUGGAAGUCCACACAUCUUCUAUACAUGUGGCGAAGAUGGAUUGGGUCAACAUUUUGAUCUGAGAACAGGAGAGGCAACAGAACUUUUCAGUUGUCAACCGGUUCAUGGUAGAAGCUUCAUGCAAGUUGUAAACCUAAAUGCUAUAGCAAUAGACCCACGAAACCCUAAUUUAUUCAUGAUCGCUGGAUCCGAUGAAUUCACUAGAUUAUAUGAUAUCAGAAGAUACAGAUCGAAUUCGAAUUUGAAUUCUUCAUCUGCUUUUGGUCAACCAGUUGACCAUUUUUGUCCCAAACAUUUAUUAGGAGAUGAAAAUGUUGGAAUUACCGGAUUAGCCUUCUCGGAUCAAAGUGAACUUCUUGUUUCAUACGGUGAAGAGUUCAUCUAUCUUUUCUCAAAGGAUAUGGGGUGGGGUAGUAAUGUAAAUUCAGUCUUAGAUGUUGAUCGGACGAUGGAAUCUGAUUCCAAACCGGGCCCACAACAAUACAAGGGGCAUCGGAAUUGUAUGACAGUGAAGGGAGUGAACUUUUUUGGGCCUAAAUGUGAGUAUGUUGUGAGUGGAUCGGAUUGUGGGAGAAUAUUUAUUUGGAGGAAAAAAGACACGGAAGUUGUUCGUGUUAUGGAGGCUGAUAAACAAGUGGUGAAUUGUAUUCAACCGCAUCCACAUACAAGUAUGCUUGCGAGUAGUGGGAUUGAGAGUGACAUCAAGAUUUGGACACCUACUGCACUUGAAAAGGCACCUCCCCCAACAAAUAUUGAGAAGUCGAGGCCUAAGAUGAAUACUUGGAUGUAUCAAAUGGUGUCACCGAGAGAAAUGGCACUUCAAUUGCUGUCAAUGCGAAGCCAACAAGCAAGCCCAAUUGAGAAUGUGAGUGUGAAUAGAGAAGGUAAUAUGUUGGAGUUUAUUUUGAGUUUUGAUGCUAAUAGCUCCGAGGAAGAUGAUAAUGAAGAGGGAGGGCCCACAAGUGCUCAUGACUACUUCUAUUAAGUUGUUUGUGCCAUUUAUUGGUAAGUGUACAUAGAGUGUAGAGAAAUAAGUUGAAGAGAGGUCUUGGAUGAUGAGUUUGUGAGACCUUCAAAACUAUAAAUAUAAUACA
Molecule: messenger RNA, 1579 nt
Organism: Lactuca virosa
Lineage: Eukaryota; Viridiplantae; Streptophyta; Magnoliopsida; Asterales; Asteraceae
Source: the annotation of a GenBank genome assembly